Etheostoma spectabile (orangethroat darter) is the source of this 1789-nucleotide messenger RNA. RefSeq names its product UDP-N-acetyl-alpha-D-galactosamine:polypeptide N-acetylgalactosaminyltransferase 10 (GalNAc-T10) (gene galnt10). Gene Ontology annotation, molecular function: polypeptide N-acetylgalactosaminyltransferase activity. Lineage: Eukaryota; Metazoa; Chordata; Actinopteri; Perciformes; Percidae. Gene Ontology annotation, biological process: protein O-linked glycosylation. Gene Ontology annotation, cellular component: Golgi apparatus. Bases 98 to 1789 code for a protein of 563 amino acids. The record is from RefSeq and is a predicted model, not a curated record. The transcript is spliced from 12 exons.
AGUCGGUCAGAGUGAAAGUUGUCUCCGCUCGGAGAAGCUGGGAGCCGGGGUCUGCUAGUUUCCGCCGCCGCUGCUUCACACUCUUUCUCCCGGAGAGAUGAGGCGGAAGGAGAAGAGGCUGCUGCAGGUCGCCGGGCUGCUCAUAGCGGCUCUACUUUUCCUCCCCAACGUCGGGCUGUGGUCUUUGUACCGGGACCGGGUGUUCGACAACUCGCCCGACACGGCGGACGGUCCGGGCGGCAUCCUCCGGAUACAGGGGUUGGACCAGAGGAGGAAAGUCGCUCAGGUGGGACUGGACGGCGUGCGGCGGACAGACUGGCACGACUACGAAGCAAUGCGGAGAGAUGCUGCUCGUUCAGGUAAUGGUGAACAGGGGAAAGCGUUUCCUCUGACAGAAACUGACCGGGUGGACCAGGCCUACAGGGAGAACGGGUUCAACAUUUACAUCAGUGACCAGAUCUCCCUCAACCGCUCCCUGCCAGACAUCCGCCACGCCAACUGCAAAACGAAGCUGUACGCGGAGAAGCUGCCCAACACCAGCAUCAUCAUCCCGUUCCACAACGAGGGCUGGUCGUCGCUGCUGAGGACCGUCCACAGCGUGCUCAACCGCUCCCCCCCACAGCUCAUCGCCGAGGUCAUCCUGGUCGACGACUUCAGCGACAAAGAGCACCUGAAGGCGGCGCUGGAGGAGUACAUGAUGCGGAUGCCAAAGGUUCGCAUCAUGAGGACCAAGAAGAGGGAGGGGCUGAUCAGGACUCGUCUGCUGGGAGCCGGCGCCGCUAAAGGAGAAGUCAUCACCUUCCUGGACUCCCACUGUGAGGCCAACGUCAACUGGCUGCCUCCACUGCUGGACCGAAUCAGCCAGAACAGGAAGACCAUCGUGUGUCCGAUGAUCGACGUGAUCGACCACGACAACUUUGGCUACGACACGCAGGCGGGGGACGCCAUGCGGGGGGCGUUUGACUGGGAGAUGUACUACAAACGGAUACCCAUCCCCCCGGAGCUGCAGGGCGACGAUCCCAGUGAGCCCUUCGAGUCUCCGGUGAUGGCGGGUGGACUGUUCGCCGUGGACAGGAAGUGGUUCUGGGAGCUGGGAGGAUAUGACACGGGUCUGGAGAUCUGGGGAGGAGAGCAGUACGAGAUCUCCUUCAAGGUGUGGAUGUGUGGUGGUCGGAUGGAGGACAUCCCUUGCUCCAGGGUGGGACACAUCUACAGGAAGUACGUCCCCUACAAAGUCCCUGGUGGGAUCAGCCUGGCCAAGAACCUAAAGCGUGUGGCGGAGGUGUGGAUGGAUGAAUACGCCGAAUAUGUCUACCAGCGCCGGCCCGAGUACCGCCACCUGUCAGCGGGCGACAUGACGGCGCAGAAGGAGCUGAGGAACCGCCUCAACUGCAAGAACUUCAAGUGGUUCAUGAGGGAGGUGGCCUGGGAUCUGCCCAAACACUACCCAAUGGUGGAGCCUCCUGCUGCUGCGUGGGGAGAGAUACGGAACGUGGGCAGCGGGAUGUGUAUGGAGAUCAAACACUUUGUGUCAGGGAGCCCCAUCCGCCUGGAGAGCUGUGUGAAAGGGCGGGGCGAGGUGGCCUGGAGUCAUGGACAGGUGUUAACAUUUGGUUGGAGGGAGGAUAUUCGGGUGGGUGACCCCGUGCACACAAGGAAGGUCUGCUUCGACGCCGUGUCACACAGCAGCCCCGUCACCCUGUACGACUGCCACGCAUCUUUCGGCUUAUUCUUCUGGCUCAUUUUGUUCGUGAAACAGUGGAACAAUCCUGGAGUCUGUUGCUUUUAG